AUCCCCGUAUAUUAACUCGAGGAAAACAUGGCUGCCGGUCAGCAGCAGCAAAGUCCACUCGGGGUCAUUUUUCAAACUAUCAAGCAAGCCCAGGAAGAGGAUGGAGCUAAGAAUGAACUGGAGGCUCACCAGAGAUACCUCUCAGCGGUGCAGUACAUAUCAGUGCUCCUGCAGCAGCAGAUACAGAUACAGAAUUCUUCUUCUCUUUCUCCUCAGAAAACCUUACAACUAUUCACAAUGGCAAAGCAUUGUCUCGAACAAGCAGAGGCACUGUACAAUACAUCAGUCAAGGAGAACAGACGAUUAAAAGGGAAGCCACCUCUUCUCAGCUCUGUGUCAUUGCCCUCUGUUCCAGUUCCAUCCCCUACUCUACCAGGAAGGGAGUCUCCAGUUGCUAGUGGAUGUGGUAGAGGUACAGGAAGAGGAAGGGGAGGGGGAGGACCACUUCGAUCAAACUCAUUUGGACUCAAUACGGGCCCCAGUGGUACACAUCCUAAUGCACCAAGAUCAUCAAGUGUGGGACAAAAAAAACCUCCAACUGUUAAGGCAUUGCAUACGAUAUCUCCUAUGGAAGCUGCCAGAAGAGAAAACAUGCAUUUGAUGGUCCAGUAUCAAACUGCACUUAGGAAUAAUCCUAACAUGAGCAUAAGAGGAAGCCAGAAUCUGAGUUUGAAUUACCUCAGGAGGUUAGAGGAAAACUUGAGUCUAGCAAGGCAGACAGAGAAAUCUAUGGCAAAUAAAUUGAGACAGAGAGAAAUUCGUCUUCAAGAAGAGGCUCAAAAACUAAAAGUGAGAUCAAUUGAUUCAUUGACUGCAGAACAACUACGAGAAGAAGUGAUUCAGUUUGAAAAUGGAAAAGCUAAAUUUAAUGGAUUGAAACAAGCUCUUUCAUCUGAUAAUUGUGACAAUACGACCAAUUUAGUUGUGAAUUUAAUUCAUGAAGUUUUAAAUACAACAGAUCACCCUCUCCGUAGGCUAUUUGGCGAGUCUCAGUACAACAUCAUCCAAAUACUGCAGCCAGUUGUGAGGGAGAUUGAGAGAUCCGGUUGCACUGACUUACCUAAAUUAAACAUAACUCAAAUUCAAAAAGAUUGUACAGAUCCUUCUCCGUCUUCUUCGCUGCAUGAGCAAAGAGAGUCACCUAAAGUCCAUAGCAGACCUCACUCAGUUUCUGCUCCAGAGGACAUUAAAUUGGCUCAAGUCAGAACCCAGGCUCCCGGACAUUUUGAAAACACAUCCCCAGUGAUGUCACCUUCCUCCACUGGAAGCAGCAGUAAUGCAGAGGAGAUUGAGGAAAGAGUUGAAGAUGAGGACUUAAAAACUAUGCCUGACUUCAAAACAAUAAGGCAAGAUGAUGAUGAUGAUGAUGAUGAUGAUGAGUUUGAGACGUUGAAAGCAAAUCAAGAUGAAGAAGGACUCAGUACAAUGAAGUCAGAGAGAGGAAGAGAUGAGGAGACAGAGGAGGAGGAUGAAGUGAUAUUUCCAUCAUUGUUACCAUUAUCCUGUACUCCAUUAUUCGGUGACAAAGACAAGAUAGAGUCCCUUGCUUUAAAGUUUGAGGGACUCCUUGAAGAAACUGUCAAACUAAUUCACAGUGCUUUGAAGAAGAUCAUAACUUCAUUUGUAUCUAUAUACACUUCAUUAAGCAGUAGGGAUAAUUACGAUAUAUGCAAAACUGCAAUCGAGUCGCUUUUCUUUCCAGCUAUACUCCCAAUGCUCACUUCACUAUACAGGUGUUCUAAAUAUGCCAAAGAGUGUUCAGUUGCUGUUAAUAUGAUGAAGCAUGUCAACUCAACUCCUAAAGACAUAGCAGUGAGGAAGAAGUACUGGCUUAAUGACCAGGCCAUGCCUCCUUAUUUGGCGGCAAUUGAGCAGCUAAAGUCGUUGCCACGGUUACAGUGCCCCUCCCUCAAGUUGGAUUGUCUAGUGACUCUCUCUAAAGUCAUCGUUCAAACUAUUGAUGAUUAUUAUUUCACCGGACACUUUUCUUUCUCUUCCUCUUCUUCCUCUUGCUCAGAAAAAGAGAUAAACAAGGAAGACAUUUCUGUAGGUGUAGAUGACCUAUUGCCCAUAAUGACUUACAUCAUCAUUCGCUCUGGUAUGCCUCAGUUAGUCUCAGAAUCUGCCAUGCUACAAGAAUUUGUUGAUGAAAAUUAUUUAAUGGGUGAGGAAGGAUUUUGUCUUACAACCUUUGAUACAGCACUCAGAUAUGUUGAGGUUAUGUCAAGCAGUUAGUGGUGUCUCAUUCUCCUCUUCUUCAUUCGUUUUCUCUUUGUACUUUUACAUUUUCACUUUUUACAAAUUUAAGUUUGAACAUUUUUUGCCUAAAAUUCAAACUUUUCAAGUAGGCAUCAGCAACAAUGACAUUAUCUAAUUAGAGAAUUGAAAUUGGUAAUUUUAA
This is a messenger RNA of Amphimedon queenslandica, 2401 nucleotides long. RefSeq names its product VPS9 domain-containing protein 1-like. Gene Ontology annotation, molecular function: small GTPase binding; guanyl-nucleotide exchange factor activity. The record is from RefSeq and is a predicted model, not a curated record. NCBI's taxonomy places the organism in Eukaryota, Metazoa, Porifera, Demospongiae, Haplosclerida, Niphatidae. Gene Ontology annotation, cellular component: cytosol; endocytic vesicle. The transcript is spliced from 16 exons. Gene Ontology annotation, biological process: vesicle-mediated transport. The coding region runs from base 28 to 2235 and encodes 735 amino acids.